Molecule: messenger RNA, 2979 nt
Organism: Linum trigynum
Lineage: Eukaryota; Viridiplantae; Streptophyta; Magnoliopsida; Malpighiales; Linaceae
Source: the annotation of a GenBank genome assembly
CAAUCCACAAAUCACAACCAACGCAAAGAUAAUUUCAAGCCUUCCAAUUGUUCACUGAGUUCUUCUCUUUCAGCUCUUUCAUCACCACAAGUUCAAAAUCCAGCCAAAGAAAGCACCAUGGGUAUUGGGUUGCCAGGCAACAUUGCUAACCGAAUUCUUCGACGAUCCGGUUCUGGUGGCUUAAGCAAAUCGUCGUCGUCGAGGUUUCCAGAUGUUCCGAAGGGUCACUUGGCAGUUUAUGUGGGAGAAUCACAGAGGAAGCGGUUUGUAGUACCAGUGUCGUAUUUGAGCCAACCUUCGUUUCAAGAUCUGUUGAGUAUGGCUGAAGAUGAGUUUGGUUUUGACCAUCCAAUGGGCGGCUUGACAAUUCCAUGCCGGGAAGAAACUUUCAUUUCAGUGACUUCGAACCUGAGUUGAUUGAAGGAAUGGAGAUGAUGAAGCACCAUUUUUGUAUAGAUACACGAUAGAGGAAUUGUACAUGUACUACUAGAGAUCUCUUUUUUAGCCGCAAGAAGCUUUUGUGGGAAGCCAAUAUUGAAUGGAAAAGCUCUUCUCUUACAAACACUGGAAUGAGCUGGAGCAGUAAUUUUGUAUGACAGACAUCUCUGCACAACGACAGAACUCGGCAUAAAUUCGUAAUAGUUGUUGUCAUAACACUUGGUAUGGAUGCUCUAAGAGAAGCAAUUAAGAAGGUAAACUAGGCGGCAGUUAACAAGUAACUGUAAGAUCAAGCAGGCAAAAUUGAACAAAGGUAACUAUUCUUUAAAAUAUAAAAGUUGGGUACACUUUAUUGGCCCAAUUGUUUUGCUGCUAUUUCAUUUUCUGGUGCAAUGAGAGUCCCAUUCUUUCUCACAACCGGCUCUCCACGCAAUUGUUGCCAUCUUCCCCUCUUCACAAUCGACAACGCCUUACCUCCUUCGAAUCAGUAUACCAGUCACAUCUCUGAUUUGCUUUCAGUUCUCACCAUCCCUCAAUUGCACCCCCACCAUCCCUUUUUUUUUCCCGCCAACUAGCUCUCCGUGACAAAUCCUUCUCCCAUACUCAAUCCUCCCAUAUCACAUCGCUGUUGAUUUUCUUUCACAAUAUCAUCCUUCCAUCCCUCUAUACAAUCAGUCUUUUCUCCCAUCUCCCCACCAUCCUCCAACUCUCAUUCACAAUCCAAUCUUUUCUGAUUUUCCUCUCUCCUUCGACUCCAGCCACUCAGCGAAAAACAGAGGCACCGGGGAGGACCGGGUACAAGGACCAUUGAUUUUUCAACAGGUGAUCAACGCAAGUUCGAUUCUUUCAGCUGUCGCAGAAUAGAUCCAGACAAAAUCAUAGAUGUUAGCAGCACCAUGCAUAGAUUCUUUCUGCUUUCCUUGCUCUAGCCCCGCAACAGCAGCUACGGCGAAGUUGUCGGGAUUUUCACUUCUCAGGAAUAUGGCCACGGAGUUAUGGUAUGGUUUUCACUUUGUACUAUCAUUCGUUUUGCUUGCUUGGCCUUUUGUUUCCUCUCUUUUAUCCAUAUCUACGCCGCUCGAGUUUUUAGUGGUCUGGUGGCUAUUUGAUGUCCUUGCCUGUCGUGUUUGGGUUUCAGUUGUGGGCCAAUUGGUCGCCGACCUACAGUGCGGGACGGACAGCGAGACACAAACAGGAACGGUUGUUGUUUCCGCUGAUUGAUUCCGCUUGGGUAGUUGCUUACCCUUGCUGCAUUUCGUCAAAUCGUGUCUUAGGGUUGGUGUGCCUGGGUACUGUGAUCUACAGAUUGCUUUGCAGACAUAAAACUGAGUCCCUUUCCAUGUUGCAAAGGAGCUUGAUUUGAAUGUUAUGUUGCUUAAAGUAAUCGGCUCUUUUAUAAUUACUUACAGUGGACCAUUGGGUGCUUCCUAAAUCACAUAACACAAAAUAAGUUAUAAACAAUACAUAUAGUGAGUUCCAGGCUACAACUCAAUCUGUACCUUAUUACUCAUACCAUGACCAUACUUUCCUCUGUGAUAUUUUUCCAUGGGCUGUAGGUAAUUCGAUUAGCCAUUAACCUUAUAGUCUACUUUUGACGUGUUUGGGAGCUGCAACGAUGGAGAGGAAGUACCUUAGGAUUCUGCUACUUUCGCACAAACAGAAAUACGAGCUGCAGGAUGCAAUUUCUGACGACAAAGAAAAGGUAAAAAUCGUGUUGCUUACAAUUCAAUUUUAGUUGAGGCAAGAGCAACACUCAAAUAAGCUUAUUGCAUAAGUGAUUUGUACAUAUGUGUUUAAUUGAGAUGCCAGUAUGUAUAAGUAACUUUGUCUUUACCACUCUUGGAUCAGAGUACUUGAAUUACAUAUGUCUUAUUCAUCAGAGUAUUAGCUCAAGCAACUAUUUUCCUGCUACUACUGAAUCAACGAGGUUCAAUUUUCCAUACUUGGAUUGAAGCCAUUAUAUGUGAAGUCUAGGAGGUCAGUAGGAAGGUGGAGAUUUAUGAGAUUAUGCAAGCCAAGAAGGUUAGCAGGAAGGUGGAGAUUGCAGAUGGAAGGACAAGCAAAGAAAGAAUAGGUGAAGAGAUCCAAGGUUGAACUCGGAUAUGCAAAACUAUAAGUUUAUGUUGCUGCAAAUUUGGCGAGAAAAAAAUAUACAUGUUGGUAUGCAUGGUAGAACCUUCAGAGAUUUUUAAGGUUUCAGUAGGAAAGUCUUAGAUAUGGGAGUUUGUAUAUGUUGAGUAGAACUAUGUCAACAAGUUGGAUUUGGUAAGGAACUCUUAAGACAUUGCUUUGAGUUAGUAUCCCAAGUCUCGAGUAGAACUAUGUCAACAAGUUGGUUUCGGUGAGAAACUCUUAGUGUAUGCUUAUUAUUUGGCUAUUCAUUGGAUCAAUAUGAAGAUUGUUAUUCAAUGUUGCAUAUAUCUUUUCAGUAGUUAAUCAUGAACCCAUUAAAAUGAUGGUACAAAAUUUUCGGCGGGAUUGAAUUUCUACAGCCGUAGUCUCUCAUGCUGUUGUGACGUAGAAUAUAUUCCUAUGUUGAUU